GCUUUGCUUAGUUGGCUAGAAAUUGUCGCAUGGAGCACAUCUAUAAAUGGCUUAACGAAAAAUAAUAACAUUAUAUAGAAUAUGUAUAUCAAUCAAAACAGAAAAACAAAUAAACAAAUAAAUUAAUAAUAAUAACUACAACACGAAAUUAACGCAACAUUUGAACGGAAAUUUGUAAUUUAUACGCAAGACGUCCGUUAUUAAAUGUAAUUGGUAUUAAGUGCAUAUAUUGACGACAACGGGAGAUUAUAUUAGAGUGAAAUAUUUUUUUACAAUAAAAGUAUUUACACACACACACAAAUGUAUUAAGGAAGACUAAAUAAAAAGAAUACACAAAGCAACUUCAAAGCGUAUAUUUUCGUGCCAAUUUCCAGUAUUUUAUACAGCCAACUCAAAAAGCAAAACCAAAAUAAAAUUCAAAACAAACAAAAUGACGGUGAAAAAAAUUUGGCCAGCAAGUGCUGCCAUGAAUGUGGACUCAACAGCGGCGCUCGCCGAUAAUGAAGCGUCCGGCAAGGCUGGUGGUUGCUUAGGCUUGGGCGUUCGCCAUUUUCAAGCGUUUCUCAUCUUCGCUGGUCUCUCUGUUGCCUAUUCAUUACGCGUCAAUUUGUCUGUUGCCAUUGUUGCCAUGACUGAUAAAGAUACAAAUCCAGACUUCGAUGCAUACGAUUGGAACGAACAAACCAAAUCUCUCUUACUCAGCAGUUUCUUUUGGGGCUACGUUGUUACUCAGGUACCCGGUGGUGCGUUGGCACGUAAAUUUGGCGGUAAAACAACACUACUAUGCGGUAUUCUCUUCUGUUCCAUAUUCGCCAUAUUGACACCCAUUUUCGCGCAAAUCGGCGAUUGGAAAUUAGUCUGUGCCCUACGUGUCGCACAGGGUCUUAGCCAGGGCAUGGUUUUUCCCUCGACGCAUACGCUACUCUCACAAUGGGCACCAAUCGAGGAUCGUGGUAACUUUGGCACUUAUUGUUAUUCGGGCUCUCAAUUCGGUACAGUUGUUAUGAUGGCUUCGAGUGGUGUGAUCGCCUCGUCGGCUUUGGGUUGGCCCAGCAUUUUCUAUUUAUCUGGUGGUGUCGGUGUAGUGUGGGCCAUUGUUUGGUUCUUCUGGGGUGCCAGUACACCAGCGCAAUGUAAGAUGAUUUCACCAGAGGAGAAGAAAUUUAUUGAACAAUCGAUUGGCGUGGGUCAUAGCGAUGAGCAACAUGCACCAGUACGCACACCAUGGGUGAAAUUCUUCACCACACCUGCUUUCUUGGUAUUGAUUUUGACACACAGCACACAUAAUUGGGGCUUCUGGACUUUGCUCACUGAGAUACCCACUUACAUGAAGAAUGUCUUCCACAUGGAUAUCAAGAGUAAUGCGGUGCUAUCGGCGCUGCCAUAUCUCGCUAUGUUCUUGAUGUGCUUUGUAUUCUCAAGUAUCUCUUCGGUGUUGAAUAGGAAUCAGUGCAUACCGCUGCCGGUGAGCAGGAAACUCUUCAAUUCAAUCGGUCAUUGGGUACCUAUGGUAACACUCAUCGCACUGGGCUAUGUUAGCUCGGAUGACAGUACUUUGGCCAUUGUUUUACUCACCGUGACUGUUGGCAUCAAUGCCUCAACCUAUUUGGGCUUCCAGGUGAAUCACAUCGAUUUAUCGCCUAACUUUGCCGGCGUACUCAUGGGCAUCACGAAUUGCGCGGCGAAUAUAAUGAGUAUUAUAGCGCCGCUGAUUGUUGGCUUCAUCGUUACCGACGAGCAUGAUCCUGAUCAAUGGCGCAUCAUCUUCUUCAUUGCCAGUGGUUUCUAUCUUAUCGGCAAUUUGCUUUUCGUCAUCUUUGGAAGCACCGAAGUGCAGCCAUGGAACGACCCACAACCGCUGCCGUCGAAGGAGAAACGUAAUUCUACUCAACUUGAGUCACAGCACUAGACACGAGGACGCUUUGCACAUACUAUGCAUAUACAUAUAUGUAUGUAUGUUUCGUAUUUAUGUGUAUGUGUAGUUUUGAAUCGUUUUUGUUUUAAUUUUUAAUUUAACUUUUUUCUGUAUAUUGUUAGUAUCGCAGUGAUACAUUGUUAUUGCUUGUCUGCAUUUGUCUGUAUAUAAUUUAAGUUGUUAUUGUAUCGACUUUAUAGCAAAUAUUUGUAAACAGUAGAAUAUACAAUGAAAAGAUAUCCAAAUUA
Molecule: messenger RNA, 2163 nt
Organism: Ceratitis capitata (Mediterranean fruit fly)
Lineage: Eukaryota; Metazoa; Arthropoda; Insecta; Diptera; Tephritidae
Product: putative inorganic phosphate cotransporter
Exons: 5
Coding region: 431-1909 (492 amino acids)
Biological process (GO): transmembrane transport; monoatomic anion transport
Cellular component (GO): plasma membrane
Molecular function (GO): transmembrane transporter activity
Source: RefSeq, a predicted model, not a curated record